Messenger RNA from Macrobrachium nipponense, 529 nucleotides. RefSeq names its product large ribosomal subunit protein mL63-like. Gene Ontology annotation, cellular component: mitochondrial ribosome. The coding region runs from base 139 to 465 and encodes 108 amino acids. The record is from RefSeq and is a predicted model, not a curated record. The transcript has 3 exons. Gene Ontology annotation, molecular function: structural constituent of ribosome. NCBI's taxonomy places the organism in Eukaryota, Metazoa, Arthropoda, Malacostraca, Decapoda, Palaemonidae. Gene Ontology annotation, biological process: mitochondrial translation.
UGGCAACUUUCCUGUUAUAGUUUUACAAGAGUACUGACGAAAAGCAAGCUGCUGCAAUUUACUACUGUCUUAGUUAGGGAAUUGGUACUUAGAAGGGCAACGUUACUUGUGCGAUUUAUAGUUAUCGUCCAUUUUACCAUGAGAUUAGCACUCGCAGCCUUGGCUAGUUUUAGAAAGACGUAUCCUGGACAUAUGUACAGAGGCAAACAUCGCAAAAGGCCAUAUGCAACUGAGGAAGCUAUAGCAGCUAGAAUCAAAUUUCUCAAGAUGGAAGAACAAAAUAUGUUUUACUUGAGACAUCCAUAUCUCACUUUGGAGCAGUCUUGGGGGCAUAGUCAGGAGUUAGGGAAGCAAAAAGCUUUCAUCAGAGAAAUGCACCUAAUGAAGUUGAACAGAAAUGCUAAACCCAGUGUCACAAUUGAAGAACGAUACGACAUGCUACGAAAUAAUGACGUAUGGGACUAAAGCUACUUGUUUUUUCAUGUAUCAUAUGUAUUAAAGUAGGUUAAUAAAUAAUUACAAAUAUUUA